CUUGGAGACCUGGUAGAAGCAGCAAACAGAGUCCGCUUCUCUAACUCUUUCCCGCUUCCUUUGAUUUAGGUUUCAAGUUCUGGUUCUGUUCUCUCUUCUCAACAUGAAGCUCGUCAGGUUUUUGAUGAAGUUGAACAAUGAAACGGUGUCGAUUGAGCUCAAGAACGGCACCGUCGUUCACGGCACCAUCACAGGCGUGGAUGUCAGUAUGAACACUCAUUUGAAAACAGUGAAACUUACACUGAAGGGGAAAAAUCCAGUGAGUUUGGAUCACCUUAGUGUGAGGGGUAACAAUAUUCGCUAUUAUAUCCUGCCAGACAGCUUAAAUCUUGAGACAUUGCUGGUUGAAGAGACACCAAGGGUGAAGCCUAAGAAGCCAACAGCUGGCAAGCCUUUGGGACGCGGUCGGGGUCGUGGCCGUGGCCGUGGUCGAGGCCGUUAAAUAUGUUGCUCUGUUUUCAAAUUUUUGUGACAGCUGGAUGUGUAGACAGCUUUGUUGUAGUGAGAAUUUGUGGGCGAUGUUACGGAUUUUAAAGGGAUUGCAUUGGUAUUUUA
This is a messenger RNA of Hibiscus syriacus, 555 nucleotides long. RefSeq names its product small nuclear ribonucleoprotein SmD1b. Gene Ontology annotation, cellular component: U12-type spliceosomal complex; SMN-Sm protein complex; U5 snRNP. Gene Ontology annotation, molecular function: RNA binding. The coding region runs from base 104 to 442 and encodes 112 amino acids. NCBI's taxonomy places the organism in Eukaryota, Viridiplantae, Streptophyta, Magnoliopsida, Malvales, Malvaceae. The transcript is spliced from 4 exons. The record is from RefSeq and is a predicted model, not a curated record. Gene Ontology annotation, biological process: spliceosomal snRNP assembly; RNA processing.